CAUCUAGUUUAUUGACAGAACUCAGUAAAAUUUAGAAUACUGCGAAUGGAAUGUUUUAUAAAGCUGCCAGGAGUGAGAAAUGAGGCGAUGUGUUACAAUGCUUACUACGACGAGGUUAAGCAAUGUAGCUAUGGAUGUUGCGGAACCGACCUGGAUGUUGAAUGCUGCCUACCGUCAAGACUUGCAGCCAUUGCCGCCGCUGUCAUUUCAUUUUUUGUCAUACUGACAGCUGUUGUAGUCGUUAUAUGCUACCGGAAGCAGAGGGCGCUUAAACGGAUCUUAGAUACCGGAAGUAGACCAUCAAUUACAAAUGACCGAAAUUUACAUCAUGCUACGAUGGUCAACUUAAAUCCACCACGAUGGACACCGUGCAAACACAGAAUAGCUCCACCUCCAUAUAUAGAAGCCCCGCCUCCUUACACCGCUGUCAACGUAGACAAUUUCAAACAAACUUCGGAAAACUUACAACUCUGUCAAUCAGCACCGCCAUCUUACAUAAACAGUAACGUACAACAUGGAUGCAUUAGUCCAAACCCCCGGACUUCACAGCAAUAUCACGAACCACCGCCGCAAUAUGGUGUUUAUGCUGAUCUUGCUCACAACCUUGAACAGAGGACGUAACCUACAUGCUAAAUAUAGUUUGUGAAACUUACAUAAACAAUCUGUUAUAAGUUUGAUACGGUUACAUGUGGAACACAUUUCAUCGGGAAGAUACAACAAAGAUGUAUUUUAUAUAUAAAUUUGUUAAAAUAAAAUACCUUUUUAAUUUUUUACAUUGUAUUUACAUUUGGGCGUAGUUUUUUAUAAAAUUCAAACUAAAAGCUCUUCUUGUACCUACUUAUAACAUAUUUCUUCAUAGUAUAAUACCUGUAUUACAUUAAGAUAAAUUGCACUUUUAUUAACGUUGCAACAUGUGGUGUCCUUAACAAGAAUGGACAUGUAAA
This is a messenger RNA of Mercenaria mercenaria, 944 nucleotides long. RefSeq lists its product as uncharacterized. The record is from RefSeq and is a predicted model, not a curated record. The coding region runs from base 46 to 621 and encodes 191 amino acids. Lineage: Eukaryota; Metazoa; Mollusca; Bivalvia; Venerida; Veneridae. The transcript is spliced from 3 exons.